This is a messenger RNA of Penicillium bovifimosum, 282 nucleotides long. RefSeq lists its product as uncharacterized. The transcript has 3 exons. The record is from RefSeq and is a predicted model, not a curated record. Bases 1 to 282 code for a protein of 93 amino acids. Lineage: Eukaryota; Fungi; Ascomycota; Eurotiomycetes; Eurotiales; Aspergillaceae.
AUGGCUACUCACAACAAUACCCGAAAUCGAACACCCACCUUCAUCCCCGCCACUUCCGGCAUCCAUGCGCGAAGAUCCCCCGUUAGGUUCAAAAGCCAGCUAGGAAAGCGUAACCGGGAGUGUGAGACCCCGGUAUCCACCAGUGAUGGAAGCAACAGUCCCUCGUCAAGCAAUUUUGUUACGUAUUUCUCCGGUGAUCCCCCCGUCCCCGAAGAGGAGAACCUACAGUCGUCGGAACCCACCUCCCAACACAGUGUCUACCCAGGAAGAGGGAGUGGGUGA